Molecule: messenger RNA, 1878 nt
Organism: Fonsecaea erecta
Lineage: Eukaryota; Fungi; Ascomycota; Eurotiomycetes; Chaetothyriales; Herpotrichiellaceae
Exons: 1
Coding region: 1-1878 (625 amino acids)
Source: RefSeq, a predicted model, not a curated record
AUGGCCACGUCCAACUCUCGGACACCGCUUUCCAAUACCUCCAACACGCCUCCGUCUCGUCGCCCACCCAACGACAAUAGUCCCAACAGAACUGGUGUUGGAAGUUCUGUGCCCGCAAGUACAGGAACAGGCCUUGCGCGCACCCCGUCUCUCCGGCAGACCCGACCCUUGCGGAAAGCGCCCAACCGCAUGAGCACUUCUUUUAUUGGCUCUGUCGACCACGAUCAAGAGGACGAAGAAGCAAAGUCGGCCAACGUACAACUGAUCAAGGAUCUGCAAGAGCAAGUCCAACGCGCCGAGCAGGCGUCAGAGCGUUACAAAAAACAAUUAGAAGUCAUGCAACAACGUUUGGACGAGGUCUCGCAGGCGCAGAUGGCGUCGGAGGAACGCGACUUGCAAAAGCAAACCGAAGUGGACCGUCUGAAAGCAGAGAUCAGAGAUCUGAACAGACAGCGCCGAGAGCUGGAAAUUGAACAAGAGGAGCACCAGCAGCUCUUUCUCCAAGAACGAGAACGACAGAUGAAUAAAGAGGCAGAGCUACAAGCCACCAUCAACAGGCUAAACGAAGCGCUUCGCCUGCAGGGUACUGAAAGGUUGAAUGCAAGCCGAAGCGCAGGCAUGGCUGAGUUUCAGGCGGCAGACGCGAAAGCCGACGGAGAAGGCUUUCGACCAGAACACCUUGGCUCGAACGUCGCUCACAACCUGCAACAGAAAGAUGAGACGAUUAGCGCUCUCCGCUUAGAACUGGCCGAAGCACAUCUCAAACUGACACAACAAGAACAUGUGGGAGAUGGACGCUUCCUGGAGUUAGACCAAGCGAUCUCAGAAAUGAAGAUGCAGAACGCAAAACUUAAAGAGGAAAACGAAAGUUUCCAAAUGCUUUUGAGCGAGAAGACGCUCAAAGGCACCUUUAUGCACCAUGAGCACACGGACGAAGAGUUGAGUACGAUGAGCACGCUGGCGGAGGAGCUCGAAUCCACCGAGGAAGACGAGAGCAACGAGGGCCAGAAUGAGAUAUCUAAGAAGCUGGAAGGAGAAAACAAGUCACUACGAGAUCAAAACAAGGCUCUCACCUUAUACAUCGACAAGAUCAUCGGGCGGUUGCUGUCGCACGAAGGGUUCGAGCACAUUAUCCAAGACAAAGACGAUCCGCCUGCGCCCCCCACAAAGUCGCACGCCGAGAAGGCGUUGCCUGCGAUACCCGAUCAGCAAUCUGGCCCCCCAUCCACCGUAGCUGGGGUAGCUACCGGCUUGCUGCAGCGAGCCAGAUCUGUUGUUUCACGGCCAGGAGGCAAAGCACGGCCCAUGUCUUACGCGCAACCAUCAUCGACAGGACCCACGGCCAAUGAGAACCCGGAGACCGCCCCCAGCAUACCACUCAACAGGGGACACCGGAGGGCAAGAUCUGAUCAGGCGCAAGCCGACAUGGCAGCUGCCGCAGUGGUUCAGCAAAUGAAUCGUGGAUCUCCCAUGAGAACGGUCUCUGGGGGACCAAUGAGCCCAGGCAUUCGGCCACUGAGCCCACAGCUGUCUCAAGGGCGCGGAUCCUAUUUUGGGGGUGCUACCAAUUCUACCACCACACGUACACCAUCUGCUUCUGGCACGCGUGGAGGUAGUUCUGCAAACAGCGUUACCAGCGACUCGCAUAGCGAGGAACAAAGGUCGACUACCGAUGGGGGUUCGAUGACAGCACAGAUGAGCGGAGAACGACAGAAUCAAGCGAGUAUUCCUGGGGCGGUCAUGAAACAGAACCAGUUGAGGCCGCUACGAUUAGUACAGGAGCAAACGGCGUCCGAAGAAGAGAUGCAGAAACGUGGGAAUAGAAAUUCUGUUUGGGGAUGGUUCAGGGGGAGCACCAUCGAGACCCAAGACGAGUAG